Messenger RNA from Nezara viridula (southern green stink bug), 3180 nucleotides. The record is from the annotation of a GenBank genome assembly. Lineage: Eukaryota; Metazoa; Arthropoda; Insecta; Hemiptera; Pentatomidae.
ACCAGAUUUAUAUCUUCUAAACAUAUGUAGUUGAUUCUUCUUGAAUUUAUAUUUACUUUUUCUAAAUUUAUUUGUUCAAUUUGUACUUUCAUCAUCGCUAAAGUAAAUGGAAUGAUGCUUCAUCAAAAAAAGUUUUUUAUGGUUACACUGGCCAUGUUAAGAAUGAUAUUGUAGUAUGGAGGAAUUUCUAUGUGGAAAUUUGUUGUUCAGUUACAGUUACAUUUAGCUGAAAUGCCGCUUAUAUUGUGGCUUGCAGAAUGGGAGGAUGUAUAGGAAUAAAUCGUAAUAGAAGAAGUGGAAAUGACAAUUCUAAUGAAAAUGUUUCACGUCCUGUUUCAGGAAGUACAAGAAAGAAUCAUCCUCUCUGUCAUGAAACAAUUCGAUGGAGAUCGGAUGUACCACUAACUGAAGGCCAGCUGAGGAGUAAAAGAGAUGAGUUUUGGGAAACAGCUCCGGCGUUUGAAGGUCGAAAAGAAAUAUGGGAUGCCCUGCGUGCUGCAGCCGUUGCUGCUGAAGCUCUUGACUUUCAACUUGCCCAAGCCAUUCUUGAUGGAGCAAAUAUAUCUGUACCAAAUGGUUACUUGACUGAAUGCUAUGACGAACUUGGCACUCGCUAUCAGGUUCCAGUUUACUGCCUUUCUUAUCCAAUCAACAUAGUCAAAGAAGAUUCUGGUAGAGAUUCACCAGGAGAAAAUUCAGGCAACAACAGUUUGAGCCUUGAUUUCAACUAUGAAUCAGCUGCCUAUAGUAACAUUUGUGCUGGUCUAUUUGAGCCUGUUGAAGGAGGCACUGAAAUAACACUUAAACUGCGACUUUCAUCUACAUGCCAGGAUGUUAAACUGCCCAUUUUCACAACUGAUACUAUUGGAACUGCGAAAAGAAAGUUACAGUUUCAAGAAGGUCUGGAGCCAUCUCGUCAAAGGUGGUUUUUCGGUGGCAAACUGCUUGGAGAUAAGUUGCACAUAGAAGAUGCAAAAAUCAGCCCAGGAUAUGUUGUACAGGUCAUAGUAAACCCGGCAGAGACUCCUAGUAGCUAAAUCCUGGCACUUAAAUUUUCAAAUUGUACCUAUUAAAGACAGAUGUUAAGGAGCCUCUCGAUCCUGUUUAAACAUCGCUGAAGAUAUCUCCUUUUCUUUAACUUUUAUCAAUAGCAGGCUUGUAGCCGAAAGGAUCAGUCAAAUUGACUAAGCUAAUUCUUUGCAAUAAGAGAAGCGUAACGUUUCCCUUUGGUAGCCUGCUGUAUAAUGUUCUAAUAUUUUCUUGGCUGAAGCUUAUUUUAAUACAACAAUAGGCCUUUGUGACAUGCAUUUUGCUAACGAUAUUCCCCACAUUAAAUUUUCAUAUUUAAUCUUCUUUUUUAAUUUUUUUUCAUAUAUGUACAAAACAAUUUAUUUUUUUAAAAAGUGAGCUCUAUUUAAUUUCAGCUGAUAAAUGAAUCAAUUAGGUAUGAGUUUUUAAUACAUAACUUUUUAUUUUAUAUUUAUGUAAAAUAUCUUGCAUUGGAGAUUUUGUUUCAAACUAAUAUUGUUAGGGUACCAAUCAUAAUUUACUCUAUGUAUAAAUACAUUAACACUUUCAUGACUUCUGCUAAUAAUGUUUGUGGUUGUUAAAUAAUUUAUUUGUUUUUUUCAAUCCUUGUUUAAGGAUUUAAUAAAACUGAUGACAUACAAUUUAAAUUGUGUAAAUUAAUAAGAUUGCUAUGUGUACAAAUAGAUUCAAUGACUAAUCCAAAGAUAAGAAUACAGUCUAAUAAGAAAAAGAAAUUUUUUUUGUAUUGUGACAUGAUUGUAUUGUAAUACUCAGUUUUUAUAAGAAGAUAAUUUUUAUUUUUUAAAAAGUAACCUCUUUUUUCUCUUAUGCCAUUCUUUUUUUUUUCUUUCUAUUUUUUGAUUUAUUUAUUCAUACAUCGAACAAUUAUUUCCCCAUGAUUAUUAUCUUUUGUACAGUUUUGUUAAUGUUAUUACAGUUAUUUAUCUUAGCAACGAAUCCAAAAAUGAAAACUGACCAUUUAUCAAUAAACCAAAUAAACUUACUUUAUUUAUGCAUAUAUAUUUUAUGAGAUUAUCUAAGGGAAAUAUUAUUUAAGAAUUGCUACUAUGAAAUUAAGUAUAUUAUAUUAUAUAUUACCUAUGGGUAGCCUUUGAAUUUCUACGGAUUCUAUAUAUAAAGGGUCUGAGGAAAAAGCAGGUGUCUUUUAAAAGAGAAAAUUAAGUUUUUGGCAUCAAUAGAUUCUGCAUGUGAAGGUGCAUUAUUAUAGGGAGUUAUGACGUGAGGUAAUAAAUUUGAUGAAUUAAUCUAAUGUUCCUAACUGCCUGGAAGAAUGCAAUUUUUCAUUCUGAUUCGUCGUAUACCAAUAAUUCAAUUAAAAAAUUACUUAUUGGUUUUUCCCGCGAUCCUUCAUAUUUAUUUCUUAAUUUUUUAAACAAGAAUAUCAAUUUUUAGAUAUCAAAUCUGACAAAUUCAUGUAUGUUUACUUUUUAAAUUGUUAAUUUUAAUAGUGAUGUAUGUAACCACUCUUUUUGUUUAUCACAAUUUAUGCAAAAAAGUGGUCACCUUUAUUUAUUUUCCCUGAUUCCUUGUUAAGUAACAUUUACUAUCUGUGCAAUUUUUUGCCAUAAUUAGUAGUGUUCAUGUGAAAGAAAGUCCAAGUCUGAUUGAAGCUACAUGUUAAAGAAAUAUGAAGACUAAUAAUUAGAACAAACUUAAUCAAUUUUUUUGUUCCAGCUUAAAUUUUAAUUGGAUGAGUUUCCUUCAGUUGUCUAUUUUGCAAUAUUAGAAUAAAUUUUAGUACUCAUCAAUGAGUUUUUAGAAAAAUUCUUAAUUAUAGAUAAUAGUUGGACUUCUUCUUUACCUUGGUGACUUAUUUCUUACUUAUUUAAAUUAGGCUCAGAUCUGGACUGCUCUUGAAUAUUGCUUUGAUAUUGAAAAAGCUUCAAUUUGAGGAUUUCUAAUAAAUAUAGGAAUGGCUACGAUGAAUGAAGUAUGUGUCAUUUAUAAAAAAUAACUGAAAAAAGUGCAUUCCAAAAUAAGAUUUUUCAAAAUUUUCUGUUUAUACCUACAAAUUUCUUGGAAAAUUUUAAAUUCAAGAAUUUCUAAAUAUUGACCUAAACAACUUUUAAAUUGUGUUAAUUUUUUUAUCCGAGUUCUCUUAUAAAACUGUGAAAUGAUAUUUAAAGAAAA